AUGGAGGAUCUGAGCUACCUUUCCAGACCGAAUCCCUCCCAAAUUAGAUACAAAUCAAUAAUUGAUGUGUUGAGAGAAAAAACAGAUGUGGAUCCUGAAAAAGAAAUAUUUGUUGAACGAUCUGCUGGUGGUGGAAGAAGGUCCCUGACGUAUGCUGAGCUUAUGAACAGAUCCACAAAUAUCGCUAAAUAUCUUAUCGCUAAAGGGAUUAGACCCGAAGACAGCAUAGCAAUCAUUGGACCGAACUCCAUAGAGUGGAUUAUUGGCGAGUUUGCGAUCUUUAUGACUGGAGCUAUCGCAGUUCAUUUCUAUGAAACGUCAGAGUCAUUCUCUGAGACGCUGAAGAUACUAACUUCAACAAAAAGUAAAGCUGUUCUACUUGACCCGGAAUCAGACCAAAACUAUUUAUUAGACAUCGAAGCUUACCUGAUCAACGAUAUAUCCUCGCAAGACAAACCGAUCGUUUUGUUGCUCAGAAAAUCAACACCGUCUUAUCUGCCAUCGUUAGCUGAUGUUAUGCUGACAGCUGACGAGGAAGCCGUUCUCCUUCCAAGGAUAAAACCAGACAGUAUCGCCUUGAUUUUUACAACGUCGGGCUCCACGGGAGUACCAAAAAUGGUAGAAAUGGAUCACGUGUCAUUUGUCAAUGCUUCAUACAUGGCCUGUCUUGGUUCAAUGAGCGACCGUCCGAUUGACAACUGCUACAACGAUCGGCCUUUUGCUUGGAUGGGGGGUUCCCCGAUAUUCAGCAUUUUGAAUGGCAAUAAACGGGUUUUUGUUGACAACACAAUUAGCAUAAAGAAAGAAAAUAUUUUGAUGAUUUGGAAUAUCAUCAUGGUCGAGCAUUGUAGCAGUGCCUUUUUCCUGCCUUAUGCUGUCCUCGAUAUUCUUGCAAAUAUCGAAGCUAUCACUUCUUGUGGCUAUAAAAUGUACGCCAUCUGCACUGGUGGCCAGCAUAUCAGCAGGAAUCUCACUCAAUUAUGUGAUAAAUGUACAGAGAAGAUGUUCAUGAUCUAUGGAUCCACCGAAGUUGGAGCUAUAUGCUCUACGCAGAUCACGCCUGAAAUGGAGGAAGGUAAUGUUGGGUCACUGUUUCCAGGUUAUGAGGUCAAAAUUGUCAAUGACAAAGGUGAAACUAAUAAUCGCGAAAUGUUGGGAGAAAUCCUUGUUAGAUCUUCUACGAUGAUGCAGUCUUACCGAGAUGCUCCAGAGCUGAAUGCAGCCUCUUUUGCUGACGGCAGAUGGUUCCGAACCGGUGACAUCGGAACUAUUACAAAGAAUGGGAAAUUAUUGGUGAAGGGGAAAUCAAAAGACAUCAUUAAGAGAGGGGGUUUAAAGGUUUUUACUAGCGUCGUGGAAGCAGCCAUGUCUAAGCUGUCGGACGUUAGGGAGGUUAUAGUAAUACCCGUACCGGACAGCAGGCUCUAUGAGGAAGUAUGCGCCUGCUAUAUAUUGGAGGAAAAUAAUCAUACAACGGAAAUUGAACUGGACAAGAAAUGUCGAGAUUUCCUAGGAGAUAAUGUGUUGGGUAGUACGCCUUCCUAUUAUCUCAGGUUCAACUCGUUUCCUAGACUCAAUAAUGGGAAAGCAGAUAAGGUUCUUGUUAAAACACAAGCCUUAAACAGACUAAAUUUGAUGUAA
Molecule: messenger RNA, 1641 nt
Organism: Ylistrum balloti
Lineage: Eukaryota; Metazoa; Mollusca; Bivalvia; Pectinida; Pectinidae
Product: medium-chain acyl-CoA ligase ACSF2, mitochondrial-like
Exons: 1
Coding region: 1-1641 (546 amino acids)
Source: RefSeq, a predicted model, not a curated record